Molecule: messenger RNA, 261 nt
Organism: Melampsora larici-populina 98AG31
Lineage: Eukaryota; Fungi; Basidiomycota; Pucciniomycetes; Pucciniales; Melampsoraceae
Exons: 2
Coding region: 1-261 (86 amino acids)
Cellular component (GO): cytoplasm
Molecular function (GO): L-malate dehydrogenase (NAD+) activity
Source: RefSeq, a predicted model, not a curated record
AUGAAGUCGUCGAAAGAAGGGAAAGGUAGUGCUACCUUGAGUAUGGCUUACGCUGGUUUCCGAUUUGCCAACAGUUUAAUCAAAGAUAAAUGGGAAGGAAAGACUGGAGUGACAGAGAUGGCUUACAUCGCUGUUCAAUCUGAAGCUCAUAUUUCUAGUGUGGUUGAGGGACUUGAGUAUUUUGCAUUUCCAAUUGAACUUGGAAGCAAUGGGGUUGAAAAAUUCUUGCCAAUCAUAAACCUUUCUUCUCUUGAAAAAUAA